This is a messenger RNA of Colletotrichum chrysophilum, 588 nucleotides long. RefSeq lists its product as uncharacterized. Bases 1 to 588 code for a protein of 195 amino acids. Gene Ontology annotation, cellular component: delta DNA polymerase complex. NCBI's taxonomy places the organism in Eukaryota, Fungi, Ascomycota, Sordariomycetes, Glomerellales, Glomerellaceae. Gene Ontology annotation, biological process: DNA-templated DNA replication; DNA synthesis involved in DNA repair. The record is from RefSeq and is a predicted model, not a curated record. The transcript is spliced from 2 exons. Gene Ontology annotation, molecular function: DNA-directed DNA polymerase activity.
AUGCCCACAACUCGGAGAUCAACAGGCGGCGCCCGAGCCCGACCCGGUCCGGCUCGGGGCCAGUCGACCAUCAGCUUCUCUCACAAGGUCUCGAAGCCGGUCCCGAAGGAUCUGAAGAAGGCGGCCGUCCUCGGCUCCGCUGUCGAGAGGGCCGAGCAGGCCAAGAAGGAGGAAGCUGUGCAGGUCGAUGAGAUCCAGGUUGACGAGCCCGAGACCAAGGAGGAAGAGGAAGUCAAGGAAGAGGUCCCCGAGAAGUCGGAGGCUGUCAUCCGCGCUGAGAAGAUUAGCGAUGCGCAGAUCAACAAGUACUGGAAGUCGAUCGAGGCUGAGCGCAUCGCGCCCCGGGUUCACCAGAAGGAUGUGACCUUGGCGGAGAAGGUGCUGCGGUACUUUGAUGUGAGCUCGCAGUAUGGUCCGUGUAUUGGUCUGCAGCGCAUGAAGCGUUGGGAGCGGGCCGACAGGCUUGGCUUGAACCCGCCUAUCGAGGUGCUCGCGGUCCUGCUCAAGGAGGAGAAGAAGGGCACUUCUAACAUUGAGCUGGCUCACAUGGAUGAGCUCAUGAACUCGACUGCAGUUGGAUCUGUGUGA